Messenger RNA from Naegleria fowleri, 1107 nucleotides. RefSeq lists its product as uncharacterized. Lineage: Eukaryota; Heterolobosea; Eutetramitea; Acrasida; Naegleriidae. Gene Ontology annotation, molecular function: ferrous iron binding; acid phosphatase activity; ferric iron binding. Bases 1 to 1107 code for a protein of 368 amino acids. The record is from RefSeq and is a predicted model, not a curated record. The transcript has 8 exons.
AUGUCCGCAACGAUGGCCCUGUCGUGCUCUAUCCUCAUCAUCAUGACCAUGCUUGUUGUCCCAUGGUUUUAUUCUCAACAACUUGUCGUUGCGUUCACUAUUCAAAUUCCAACCGCGACGGCAUCUGUUGCAAAACCAACCAACACGAUGAUGAUGAAAUCAACUCAGUCUCAGGCAACGAGCCAUAAAGGCUAUUUUACAGUGAUCGGAGAUUUUGGAAGACAAGGUCAAGAUCAUCAAACGGAUGUAGCUUUGCAAAUGGUUCAAUGGUGUCAGAGUGUGAAUACGAGUUGUGAUUUUUCGAUUGGAGUUGGAGACAACUUUUAUGAUUAUGGAGUCAGCGGAGUGAAUGACAUUCAAUUUAAGACAAGUUUUGAAGAUGUUUAUAGACCUAGAGAAGCUUUUGGAUCACAAUUUUAUAAUGCUUUGGGAAAUCAUGAUUAUUAUGGAUAUGCUCAUGCCGAAAUUGACUACAGCAUUAAGAAUGAUCGUGGUGUGCCAGGAUCCAGCAUUUUCUUUUUACCCAAUGAAUAUUAUGCUCGAGUGGUGAAAGCAGGAAAUGUGAAUAUUUUGUUAGCAGUUUUUGACACUUCUCCCAUGAUUGAAUCCUAUUAUUCGAGCGAUAAGGUCAAUAUGACAGCUCUUCUUCUUCAAAAAAACAUUGAAAAACAAUUGACGAUCAUGCAACAAACCAUUGAUUCCCUUACAAGAAGUAACACUAUUCAUUGGAAGAUUGCUGUUGGUCAUCAUCCAAUGAAAUCUGCAGGCAAAAAUGGAGAUAAUCCUGACAUUUCACAAAAAUUGAAACCUCUUCUUGUUCAGAAUGGUUUCUAUGUUUAUUUUUCUGGACAUGAUCACAAUUUGCAAUAUUUGAACGGAUUUGAUUGUGAUCAAAAUGGUCAAUGUAUGAAUCAAAUUGUAUCUGGAGCAGGUAGUAAGGUCAAGAAGGAUGAAAUUGAUCCUUCUCAUCCCUAUCUUCAGCAAUACUAUGAAGAAUCAGGUUUCACAGCUGUUGAAAUUUCUCAGAGUAACAUGCAACUUUCUUUCAUCAACUAUAAGGGUCAUGUCAAGGGACAAUUCUCCAUCUCCAACCCUUCUUUGCAAUAA